Kwoniella botswanensis is the source of this 360-nucleotide messenger RNA. Its product is annotated as V-type ATPase, G subunit. Gene Ontology annotation, cellular component: vacuolar proton-transporting V-type ATPase complex. The record is from RefSeq and is a predicted model, not a curated record. The coding region runs from base 1 to 360 and encodes 119 amino acids. The transcript has 4 exons. Gene Ontology annotation, molecular function: proton-transporting ATPase activity, rotational mechanism. Gene Ontology annotation, biological process: proton transmembrane transport. Lineage: Eukaryota; Fungi; Basidiomycota; Tremellomycetes; Tremellales; Cryptococcaceae.
AUGGCCGCCAACUCGCAAGGUAUCCAAACCCUUCUCGAAGCAGAGAAAGAAGCUGCCAAGGUGGUCCAGAAGGCCAGGCAAUACCGAGUCCAGAAGUUGAAAGAUGCCAGAUCAGAAGCUGCCAAGGAGAUCGAGGCGUACCGUGCUCAAAAGGAGGAAGAGUUUAAGAAGUUUGAAAAGGAUCACACAUCGCAAACAUCCUCUUCACAAUCAUCCAUCGACAGCAGCACCACCACCCAAUUAGCCGACCUCGACAAAGCGGUAGAGAAGAACAAGGCAGAGGUGAUCAAGAAGAUCGUGGAUAGGGUAUUACAAUCUGAUCCUAAGUUACAUGCUAAUCUGAAGAAGAUUGAGGCGUAG